AUGACUACGUUUUCAUUCGAUAAGAAGCUUCUUCUUCCUCUCUCUCUCUCUCCCCUCCCCAUCCGCUUCUCUCUCCACCCCCAUCCGCUUCUCUCUCUCUCCCUCUCCCUCUCCCUCUCACUCUCCCUCUCCCUCUCCCUCUCUCACUCUCUAUCUCUCUCCCUCUCUUUCGAUCUAUUUCAUUUCUCCUUUUUUGUUCUUCCGUUUCCUUUCCAAAUUUUCCAUUUGAUUUUUUUCAUAUUUCUUAAUUUUCAUUUACUUUACUUUCUUUAUUUUCAAUUUUUUAUUUUUAUUGGAUUUUUCUUGAUCCAUUUUCUCUCUUUUUCAUUUUUGUUCCAUCCUAACAUAGAGAAUAAUCACCUUUUUCUUUAUUUAUCUUUCCCUCUUUUUAUAUCUUACACUCUUUUCUUUCUUCGUUAUUUUUUCUUCACUAUUUUCCUUUUUCUUUUUCCUUGCCUUCUUUAUUUUUCACUUCGUUUUCUUUACUUGACUUUCCUCUUUCCUUUUUACUCUUUGCCUUUUUUUUCUUUUAUUUUUUGCUAUUCUUCAUUCUGGUUCCUUUUUUUCUUUGUCUAUUUUUGUUCUUUUCCUCUUUGCUAUUUUUUUCAUUGUUACCAUUUCUUUCUUUGUUUUCUUCUCUUAUUUGCCCUUGUGUCUUUUUCUCUCAUUUUAUUGGCUCUGUAUUUUUACUUCUUUUCUUUCUUCUAA
Messenger RNA from Acanthosepion pharaonis, 708 nucleotides. NCBI's taxonomy places the organism in Eukaryota, Metazoa, Mollusca, Cephalopoda, Sepiida, Sepiidae. The record is from the annotation of a GenBank genome assembly.